Molecule: messenger RNA, 1037 nt
Organism: Syngnathus acus (greater pipefish)
Lineage: Eukaryota; Metazoa; Chordata; Actinopteri; Syngnathiformes; Syngnathidae
Gene: aurkaip1
Product: aurora kinase A interacting protein 1
Exons: 4
Coding region: 192-755 (187 amino acids)
Biological process (GO): mRNA processing
Cellular component (GO): mitochondrion
Source: RefSeq, a predicted model, not a curated record
AGGAAGAAGAAGGAGCCGCGCGAGCCCGGUAAGCGGAAGUACGUCCAAUUUGUGCGACACCGAGCGGAAGUGGACGCCCGGUGUUGUGUCACAUUGGAAACGCUCUUCAGACUCAUCGAUCGUUUGAGGACAUUGGCAUGGCAACCCACUCCUGAUGACUUGGCAGGCAGGCUGUUGAUGCUCUCCGAACGAUGUUGACCUCCAAACUCCUCCCUCGUCUUCGUCUGCUGCACAGGACCAUUUUUUGCCACGGAGGUGUCGCAGGUGGCAGUGCGCAGCCGGCACUUCUGGCGUCCGCCCGCCCCCUCGGCAGCAGGGCGCCGCGUUACACCACAGCGGCCGACAACCGCCAUCCGCCUCGAUGGCUCCGAGCGGAGCCGGAACCGGACGAGAUGCUGGUACCCCGUAAGCUGUGCGUGAGUCCUCUGGAAACGUGGCUCUCGCUGCGCUACUCUCUUCCUCCCCUGCCGCAGCGGGAGCUGCCAGUUCUUGAGGAGGACGUCGAUGCGCCCCUCGCUUGCAAAAACGUCCUGGAGAUCCGGCGCCGCAAAAUGAACCGGCACAAGUACAAGAAGCUGUUGAAACGGACCAAAUUCCUCCGGAGGAGAGUGCGGGAGAGCAGGGGCAGAAAGAAGCAGAAACGUUUUGAGAAGGACCUGAAACGGAUUUGGAUGCGCGCUGGGCUGAAGAAGGCGCCAGAGGGAUGGAACACGCCCAAGCUCUUCAUAAGACAACACGGAAACCGAAGAAACUGAGAGCCUUUUGACCUCACGCGAGAUAAACAACUUGCUCUCCGUGGUCCCGGUCGUCUUGUUUUCAUCAUCGUCAGCGUCAUGAUUUGAAAUCAAAUCACAAGUGCAGUCAGUCUGCUCUUGUUCCGGUUUUUGUUGAACACCGGGCGCAGUUCCUCUUCGAUGCUGUAGGUGGCACUGCCGCCAAGCGAAGAAUGCCCACCGCGAUGACUACAACCCCCUCCCUCCCUCCCUCUUUCUGCGGUCUAGACAUUCUUGCUGGGAGAAUUAAAGUGGUGAAACACG